Ambispora leptoticha is the source of this 835-nucleotide messenger RNA. The record is from the annotation of a GenBank genome assembly. Lineage: Eukaryota; Fungi; Glomeromycota; Glomeromycetes; Archaeosporales; Ambisporaceae.
CAAUAAUGAUCUAGACGAAAUCACAAAGUCUUCUACAUUGCUUGAUGGUCUCCUGUUAAAUCCUAGUACAUUAAUUCCGAUAUUAUCAAGCGAAUAUGAUUUGUUUCCGAAAGAUAUUGCGUUGCUGUUGAAUGGUGGCAAUGGGUCAAGAGGAGUAAAAACUCAAAGUAAAAACAACAAAACGGAUAUCUUAAAUCAAUUACAAUCACUCAAAGAACAGAGAAUAAAAGAAGCUCAACACCUUGAGCAUGAACUGAGUAAUCUCAAAAAUAAUGUUAGUGACGAACAGAAUAUAAAUUUCUUGGCUGUAAUGUUCAUAAUGAUUUGUGAUUCUUGCUCCAAUAAAUUACAGGAUCAAAAUAUGUAUGAGUUUGAGGAAGAAAAAGAUGAAAACAAAGAAUCACUCGUUCGGCUUACAACGGUUGCCGGUGAUCUCAAGCAACAGUUAACGAGAUUCGAUGAAAUUUACGAUAAAGAAAUUGCACCCUGGGUAAAAAAUAACAAGGACACGCGGGAUAAAAGCAAUACAAUUGGUCCGAGUACAAAAAGGGCCAAUAUCGAAAUCAAGAGAUUACGGAAUUAUCUUGAGGACUUGCAGACCAUUCAUACAUCAUACGAGAAUAUUGUCUCAAAUAUUCCUGAUAUUAUCGCGACGAGACCUCUAUCGCCUCCAAACAACAAUAAUACGAGGGAAAUACAAGGAUCGAUAAAAAUUAACCCGAUAAAUAUUGUGAAUGCUAAAGGAGAGACUGGACUGGAAGCUAUCACUAAAUUAGAAACUAUUGAAAAAAUACUGCGUGAUGGAAUUUUAAGACGAGAAAGGAGAGCGGGUUAA